Mercurialis annua (annual mercury) is the source of this 675-nucleotide messenger RNA. RefSeq names its product succinate dehydrogenase subunit 7A, mitochondrial. Lineage: Eukaryota; Viridiplantae; Streptophyta; Magnoliopsida; Malpighiales; Euphorbiaceae. The record is from RefSeq and is a predicted model, not a curated record. Bases 105 to 401 code for a protein of 98 amino acids. The transcript is spliced from 4 exons.
UUUUCUAUUUUCGUCAGGUGGGUCUGUUAAAUUGCAGUUUACAACAAUUUGCUCCAGAUUUUGUCAAUUUAGCAGUAGCAGCAGCCACUUUGAUCUAAAAGAAAAUGGCUUUUCUACUCAACAAUUCCAUUUCUUCUCGCCUUCGAUCUCAUUCUCAUGAAAGUUUAUCAUCAUCUGUUCCGCGUCGUGGAUUCCAUGUCGAACUGGGUGCUCGAGAGAAAGCUCUCUUGGCAGAAGACCCUGCUCUCCGUCGAUUCAAAUCCCACAAGACGGGCGUAAGGAGACUUAAAAGAGUGGCAGAUGUUCUCACUAUUGUUGUUGUAGCAGGGUGUUGCUAUGAAAUUUACGUCAAAGCUACUAUGAGGGAGGAGGCUCGGAAGGCGGCUGGUGAAAGUGCGUAAACAAAAGCAUGCAACUCAUGGUCAUGACAGCACAACCUCCUUUAUGGUUUUGUGGGAGUGUUUUGAAUAGAAUAAGCAAGACCUGUAGCCAAUUGCUUGCACUCAAAAGUUGCUUGUGUUCUCUGUUAGAAUUUUGAAUCUUGGCAAUAUUUUGGUUUGGUACAUUCUAAAUUGGAAAGAUGAAAUGAAAUAGGCCCAGUAAUUACAAAUGUUAAUCAAUAAUUUGGCAUUAAAAAAGGUUGCAGACAUUAACAUAUAAAGGUAUUUUUAUAUA